AUGCAGAAGAGAAAGUCUUCAGAGGACAAAGAUGGAUCCAAAGUAACUAAACAGGAGCCCUCAAGAUCGUCUGCCAGAUUGUCCAUAAGACCUGCUCCAUCGAAACCUGAACCUAAACCAAGAAAAACAUCUACUAAGAAAGAACCUAGAGCCGAGGUUAACAGAGGUGCUAAAGGGCAGAAGGAAGAAAAGGAGGAAGCUGGAAAGGAAGGUACUACACGCUCUGAAAACGUUGAAACUAGAGCUGAAGAGGCACUGAAAAUAUCUGUAGAUAACAAGGGUGAAUGA
Molecule: messenger RNA, 288 nt
Organism: Fukomys damarensis (Damara mole-rat)
Lineage: Eukaryota; Metazoa; Chordata; Mammalia; Rodentia; Bathyergidae
Product: high mobility group nucleosome-binding domain-containing protein 3
Biological process (GO): chromatin organization
Cellular component (GO): chromatin; nucleus
Molecular function (GO): nucleosomal DNA binding
Source: RefSeq, a predicted model, not a curated record